This is a messenger RNA of Australozyma saopauloensis, 924 nucleotides long. It is a transcript of the gene BIG1, whose product is annotated as Big1p. Gene Ontology annotation, biological process: fungal-type cell wall biogenesis; (1->6)-beta-D-glucan biosynthetic process. NCBI's taxonomy places the organism in Eukaryota, Fungi, Ascomycota, Pichiomycetes, Serinales, Metschnikowiaceae. The coding region runs from base 1 to 924 and encodes 307 amino acids. Gene Ontology annotation, cellular component: endoplasmic reticulum membrane. The record is from RefSeq and is a predicted model, not a curated record. The transcript has a single exon.
AUGAAUCCAGCCUAUUUCGUUUUCCUCAUACAACUCGCAUAUGCCUUACAGGCUGCGCCAGUGCUUCUAGCGUCCCACAAACUUGUUCCUGGAUUGAAAAAGGACAUCCAAACUCCCAAUACAAAAACCCAGCGUCCUGAAGAUGUAACACACAUGAUUAAAAGGCUCGUCACAGAAUGCUCAUCGGACGUAUACCUUCUUGUGAAUGCUCCAGGACUUACUCAGGCAGACAUGACGGAUUUCAACAAGAAUAACUGGCCUCAGCUUCAGAAGUACCUUCACAUGUCAUCCUCUGUAGCCGCGUUACCAUGGAUGGAAGGCACCUUGGACUAUGAUCAUUUGUCAGAGUAUAUCGUACAAACAUGCAAGGCACAGGCCAUUGUUGUGCACUCUAACGAGGAGGAGGUGGAAACCUACAUUGAUACACGCAAGCGUGUGAUUCGAAUUGAGGCUGACCCAAUUCCUGGAAUUCAACCAGCAAGAGAUGAGGCUGUGCGGAAUCUCGAUGAUUUGAUUCGAAAGAUAUUGCGUAAACUGCCAUCUCCUCAUUACACCAUCCUAGUCUCUUCCUCGGAGGUAUCUUCUGCACAUCCUAUCCCAGAAAUUGCAUUGGAAAGUACUCCGGAGCAUUUUGAAAUAUUUUAUGAUAUUGUGAACGACCCCUCUCGUGAAUCAGAACAGGAGAGAAACAACUACAUGUAUGCUGAUGUUGAACCUAUUUGGAAAGAGUACGAAGAUCCCACCGAAUUGUAUUUACAGAGAAGACGCAAAGAUGAGAUACAUUUUUUUGAUAGCGCUUUGUGGAAGAAAAAGGAGAAGGUCGUCAUCACCUUAAUGCUCAUCAUCGUUUCUCUAUUUGUGUUCAACUUGGUAUCCGUUGGGCGCUGGUUAAAAAAUAGGGCUACAAAAGAUAAGAUUCUCUAA